Messenger RNA from Neohortaea acidophila, 1005 nucleotides. RefSeq lists its product as uncharacterized. NCBI's taxonomy places the organism in Eukaryota, Fungi, Ascomycota, Dothideomycetes, Mycosphaerellales, Teratosphaeriaceae. Bases 1 to 1005 code for a protein of 334 amino acids. The record is from RefSeq and is a predicted model, not a curated record. The transcript is spliced from 2 exons.
AUGUUCGAGUUUGCGGACGACGAUAGUGCGAGCACCGAUGGAGAGGAGGAGGUGAGAGUGGUGGGGACGGAGACGGCAGACUGCGUGCCGUUUGUUCUUCACAGGGAGGAUGUGGAGGUGCUGGCGCAAUCCGAUGGGUUCACGAUCUUGCGAAAUCACCUGGCCGAUACAUACGACUAUGUACUCUGCCAACAUCAUCAAUUCAAAGGCGAGGUGGAGGUAGCCUCGACCAUGCUGGUGCGCGACAUCCUCCACGCCCUCCUGGUGCCCGUCGUCGAGCUCUUCGACAAAGCCGUCGCCCUCGCCAUGGACACGACCUCCGCGACCAACGUCGAGGACCUCGAAUACGCCUUCGCCGGCCAGGGGCGCAGCGCCUUCCUCUGGCUCCAGUGCUUCCUGGCGGCCGACGCGGAGCGCGACUGGUGCUACACCACCGGCUGCCCCGGCUGCGUCAUCGAGCACUCCCUCGACUCCGAGUUUUGCGUGCGCAUGCUGUACGCCGCGUGCCUGCUGAGCGACGUGCACUACCCCUUCACCCUCGACGGCCCCAAGCUGCCGAGUUUCAGCUUCUUCCUCGGCUCGCUGGAGAGUGCGCUUGCCAAGGAUGCGCUCUAUGGCGAGGACUUCUUCGAACGCAUGCAGGCCAAGGCGGCGGCGACGCGGAACGGGAUUGAGGAGUUGAUCCAUCAGUGCAUCGAGCUGGAGCUGAGUUUGAGCCAAAGCCAAACCGCGGUUUCCACGCCGGAACUGGAGAACUCGAUGCUGCAGCCUCUCAGUCCCGCCACGUCGAACGGGUCCGGGCGGGUGCGGGUGCAACGCGGGUAUGUCGCGCGCCGACAGAAAAGUCUGCAGCUGGAGGAGGAGCAGUGGAUGACGGAAAUGCUGAAGAAGUGCUGGAUUGAGAUGCAGAGUGGCGAGCAAGGCACGUCCGCCCGACCUACCGUUGACUCGAAAGUCGUAGGCGAGACUGUGGUUGCUGUGGACGAGAUUCCGGCGGUGGCAUGA